This is a messenger RNA of Striga asiatica, 1434 nucleotides long. The record is from the annotation of a GenBank genome assembly. Lineage: Eukaryota; Viridiplantae; Streptophyta; Magnoliopsida; Lamiales; Orobanchaceae.
AUGCAUUUAUAUGUUGAUGUGAGGGCUCUUAAUUCUAUGGAUCUUGUUGUUGACCCUAAUGAGCCCAACAAGCCUAGUCAGUCUAAUGACCCUAAAUUUGUUCUUGCUUCUGUUCCAAAUGAUUCAAAAGAGAACACAUUGGGCUCCAUAUGGGCACCAAUUGAAGAAGCCAUAGGUAGUGCCUUAGUGGGCUUGGCCCACGAUUGGGCUCAUAUUUGGCACCUCCUAGGGUCCCUAUUCCUUGAAGACCUGUCGUCCAAUGACGAGUUUCACUCCGACUGGCAAUCUGAUCCCUCCGACGAUCCAUUUCCGAUUUCGACGAUUGUCGAGCGAUCAACCGAUCUCCAUCAACGAAAAUUAGAAAUCUCUCAGUGUUUGCGAAUUUUACAUCCGAACGAGCUUGGACAACUACGAAGACCGACGGAACUCAACGACUGGCGACGAUAUCCGGAGACCCGCACGACUGCAGCCGAGCAAGGCUGCGUGAGGGCCGCAGACAACUUGUUGUCCCACUGCAGUGAGCAAGAGAGUCUCGGCCACCUCAACAGUUUGCAGACCUCAAUCCUACCUGACGCGACAACACAAUGCUUGUGCGGAGGACGCGCCAACGACGUCAGCACGAUUAUCCCUGGCGACACGUUUAUCGCGCCAAGUCGAUCGCCGCGACCGUCCUUUGUGGAGGCGACUCCAGCGCGGACCUUGCUGGCUGAAGGCGUUCUCCCGGCAGCAGCAAACCUCGGUAGCACUCAGCACGAGGCGAUCCGCAUGGCGUCUGAGAGAGGCAGCGACCGUUCAAGCUCUGUGGCCGGCAGUGACCGUUUGAGCUCUGUGGCCGGCAGCGACCGUUUGAAUUCCGUGGCAGGCGGCGAUCAUAUCCAAAGGGCCUUCUUCAAGGCCUAUUUUGUAGCCAACUUGACAUCUCCCAAGCUUGCCCAUCGCAUUGUGGUCUACCAGGAGGAGGAGGCCAUACACUCGUACACGGAGUUCCUCAAGGAGCUCGACAAUGAACAAUCGAAAAUGGAAUUCCACCAUAUUUUGAAUUUUGAACGCGAGGGCCGUGAGGGUGUACGAAAAGACGUCGUUUGGGUCGAGCGUGAUUGCUCGAUUGGCUUCGUCUCAACUCGGCUGGCGAUGGAGAGGGCAUCCGAUCGAAACUAUCUACAUGUUGACGCUGCUCACAAGCCGGGCUGUCGUUGUGUCACUGAUACUCCGCCGACGACCGUUCUCGAGACAAGCCACAGCCGCAACCGCUCAUCUCCAAUUUGCUCGAUAGAUGAUCAGCGCCACCAGUCGUUGCCGCCUGUGGACGAGCCAAGCGAACCACUGCCACUCGAAAGAUCGGACGCCGCUUCCGAAUUUAUAGACGUCGCCGGAAGAUGUUGGAGCGGGCCUUUCUUCGCCACCUUUAUUCCGAACUUUUUUUUGAGCCACUAA